Molecule: messenger RNA, 5059 nt
Organism: Orcinus orca (killer whale)
Lineage: Eukaryota; Metazoa; Chordata; Mammalia; Artiodactyla; Delphinidae
Gene: NF2
Product: NF2, moesin-ezrin-radixin like (MERLIN) tumor suppressor
Exons: 17
Coding region: 448-2223 (591 amino acids)
Biological process (GO): regulation of organelle assembly; positive regulation of early endosome to late endosome transport; positive regulation of protein localization to early endosome
Cellular component (GO): filopodium; apical part of cell; plasma membrane
Molecular function (GO): cell adhesion molecule binding; actin binding
Source: RefSeq, a predicted model, not a curated record
GGACGCUUCCCGCGGGCACGCGGAGUGAAGACGGUGACAGCCACGCGCGCACGUGCGUGCCCGGCUGCAGCGCGGCCCCGACACCUCCCUCGGCGGCUGAGAAGCGCGCGGGUCUGGGCCUCCGGCGUCUAGGGGCCCCGUCCCCGGGCGUCACCAGCGUCCCCGGCCCGAGUCCCGGAGAGCCGGGCCGUGCCCGCCCCGUCGGUCCCCGAUCGCGAUCCCUUCCCGUGGCCGUCAGGGUUCGCCCCCCAACUCCCAUUUCGGUUCCCGGGGCAGGGUCCUCGCGGUCCAUGCUGGCCGCUGGGGGCCCGCGCCGCUCAGCCAGCUCCCGGGCCGGCCGGCCGGCCACCAUGGUGGCCCUGAGGCCUGUGAGGCUCCUCCAGGGAGGCUAAAAGGUCCAGAGCGCAGGCCUCGGGGCGCGAGGGUCCCGAACCUGAGCCCCGCGCCAUGGCCGGGGCCAUCGCUUCCCGAAUGAGCUUCAGCUCGCUCAAGAGGAAGCAGCCCAAGACGUUCACAGUGCGGAUCGUCACCAUGGACGCGGAGAUGGAGUUCAAUUGCGAGAUGAAGUGGAAGGGGAAGGACCUGUUUGACUUGGUGUGCCGGACCCUGGGGCUUCGGGAAACCUGGUUCUUUGGCCUGCAGUAUACAAUCAAGGACACCGUGGCCUGGCUCAAGAUGGACAAGAAGGUGCUGGAUCAUGACGUUUCAAAGGAAGAGCCAGUCACCUUUCACUUCCUGGCCAAAUUUUAUCCUGAGAAUGCCGAGGAGGAGCUGGUUCAGGAGAUCACGCAACAUUUAUUCUUCUUGCAGGUAAAGAAGCAGAUUUUAGAUGAAAAGAUCUACUGCCCUCCCGAGGCUUCUGUGCUCCUGGCUUCUUAUGCCGUCCAGGCCAAGUAUGGUGACUACGACCCCUCUGUUCACAAGCGGGGAUUUUUGGCCCAAGAGGAAUUGCUUCCAAAAAGGGUAAUAAAUCUGUAUCAAAUGACUCCAGAAAUGUGGGAGGAAAGAAUCACAGCCUGGUACGCAGAGCACCGAGGCCGAGCCAGGGACGAAGCUGAAAUGGAAUAUUUGAAGAUAGCUCAGGACCUGGAGAUGUACGGUGUGAACUACUUUACAAUCCGGAAUAAAAAGGGCACAGAGCUGCUGCUCGGAGUGGAUGCUUUGGGGCUUCACAUUUAUGACCCUGAGAACAGGCUGACCCCCAAGAUCUCCUUCCCGUGGAACGAAAUCCGAAACAUCUCGUACAGCGACAAGGAGUUUACUAUUAAGCCAUUGGAUAAGAAAAUUGAUGUCUUCAAAUUUAACUCCUCAAAGCUUCGUGUUAAUAAGCUGAUUCUCCAGCUGUGUAUCGGGAACCACGACCUGUUUAUGAGGAGGAGGAAGGCUGAUUCUUUGGAAGUUCAGCAGAUGAAAGCUCAGGCCAGGGAGGAGAAGGCCAGAAAGCAGAUGGAGAGGCAGCGCCUCGCUCGAGAGAAGCAGAUGAGGGAGGAGGCUGAACGCACGAGGGACGAACUGGAGAGGAGGCUGCUGCAGAUGAAGGAAGAGGCGACGAUGGCCAACGAAGCCCUGAUGCGGUCUGAGGAGACAGCCGACCUGUUGGCCGAAAAGGCCCAAAUCACUGAGGAGGAGGCAAAGCUCCUGGCACAGAAGGCAGCAGAGGCCGAACAGGAGAUGCAGCGCAUCAAGGCCACGGCCAUCCGGACGGAGGAAGAGAAGCGGCUUAUGGAGCAGAAGGUGCUGGAGGCCGAAGUGCUGGCGCUGAAGAUGGCUGAGGAGUCCGAGAGGAGGGCCAAGGAGGCAGAUCAGCUGAAGCAGGACCUGCAGGAAGCCCGCGAGGCAGAGCGAAGAGCCAAGCAGAAGCUCCUGGAAAUCACCACCAAGCCCACAUACCCGCCUAUGAACCCACUCCCAGCCCCGCUGCCUCCUGACAUACCAAGCUUCAACCUCAUUGGUGACAGCCUGUCUUUCGACUUCAAGGAUACUGACAUGAAGCGGCUUUCCAUGGAGAUAGAGAAAGAAAAAGUGGAGUAUAUGGAGAAGAGCAAGCACCUGCAGGAGCAGCUCAACGAACUCAAGACAGAGAUCGAGGCCUUGAAACUCAAAGAGAGGGAGACGGCCUUAGAUAUUCUGCACAACGAGAACUCUGAUCAGGGCGGCACCAGCAGCAAACACAAUACCAUUAAAAAGCCUCAAGCCCAAGGCAGAAGACCUAUCUGCAUUUGAGCCCUCAAACUCACCCUGCAGAGCGCCAAGUCCCGAGUGGCCUUCUUUGAAGAGCUCUAGCAGGUGACCCAGCCACCCGAGGAUUGGCCACUUCUGCUUGCAGCACCGAUGGGAUGGGCCUGACACCGAGGGAGCCAUCCGUGGGCGGGCUGGAUGGGGGCUUCCUUGGAGCUCUGGAGCUUUUCCUGGCUGAGCGGAGAGCCCAGCCCCCUUCACGUGCAAUUGCCUUGAACUAUGACCCUGCAGAAGUAUCUCUCUUGGGGUUCUAGUUCUCCUGACCUGAGUCUCUAAAUCUUUUUGAGUAUUUGCCUUUCCUUAUCUAAUGUGGGAUUCUGUGCUUCCUUCGUCCAAAGCACCCUGGGGUGUGUGUCUUACUGUCCACUGCUGACCUCCCAGCCCUGUCUGGGAAGUGGCUGUAGGAAGUGAAGUACACAGGCCCCCUGGAGACCGGAAGGCUGGUGGCAUUCCCCCCCCCCCCCAGGGUUCCAGAAAAUUCAUCUCCUUCACUGGUGAGGAACUGGCAUGGGAAGAAGUGUGGCCGCCCAAGCCCAGGCCCACAGCAACCUGCCUGCUACACGUCAUUGGAGAGCGAGCCAGGCGAUGGGUCCUCGGCCUAGGCACCCCUGAGGUAGCCCUCUGGCUGCCAGCUGGUGGGGAAUGGGAAAGGCAGCUGUGCCUGGGGGAAGACCCGGCAGAAGCUGUGAUGAAGGGCUGCCUGCCAGCAGAGGGCCUGGGAGGCCAGCAGAGCCGUGUAGGAACCUGCACCCUACAAAACACUCGCUGCCUUUCUUCUGCCACCUCAGACCAGGGUCCAGGAGGCAGGCGGGGCCCUCUCCAACCGUAGCCUCUCUCGCACGUGGCAGGCGGGGUGGGGGGCUCCCCGUCACUCUAGUCAGCACCUGGCAGCCCAGCCAUGACCGGGGUCUCUGUAGGGCUCUGAGGCCCCGACACCCAGUUCCACUGGCCCCAGUCUGCCUCGUUGAUCUGAAUGGUCUCUCCUCCCGGCCACACGCCAGCAAGGCUCUCCCCCCCGUGGCUGUACCUGGGCCUGCUUGGCUGUUGCCCUCGUCUCCUUGAGGGCCCUUCGCCUUAUGUUCUCCCCUGGGCCAUGUGAGGGAGGGGACGCAGGUGACCCCUCACAGUCAGUGCUCUGCACCUGCCGACACACGACCCCUGGCCAUGCCGGGUGGCAGCAGGUCACAAAGCCACCCCAUGGCCCAUACUCACUCCUUGGUUGGGGGCCGCUUUCCUGCCCUUUCUUCCUCCAUGGCUGGUGGUGCUGCUGUGACCCGCCAGGCCAUUCACAUCCUUCCGAUGAGGCUGCUGUGCAGAGCCGGGGAUAAGUGCUAACCAGUGAAAAGAAGUGUAUUAAAUGAAGGCGUGGGAGGGCCUGGAGAUUUCCUGAGGGCAGAGGUGGCUUCUGGCAAUCCUGUGUGGUUUUGAGAAACUGAGAAGCUCGCAGAGAUCCUGCCAAAUUCCGUGGUCAAGCUGACCUAGUGGUGUCCUGGGCUUGCCGCCACCUUCUUGGGUCACCUUGCACGGUGUAAGCCAGCCCUAUGUGUCCCCCCAGCCCCUCAGGACAUGCAGGGUGGGACUCUGAAUCUGGACACUAAGCAUGAAUGGCUGUAGCUGGAAGGUUCCCUUGUGUCUCUCUGUCUCUCUGUCCCUCCGAGGCCUCUUCCCCUGAGACACGGUCCCGGCGGGGCUCCUCCGGCCGCGUUUGUAAUGUAAGGUCUGACAGUUGUGAGGCUGUUUCCUCAGGCUCACCACCCAUCCCUAACCUGCACAUUUAGUCUGUAACAGUGGCUGUGGGCACAGAGCAUGGUGGUCAUUCAUAAAAAUGUUGUCAGGCUUUGUUUUUUUAUUAUUUAACUGCUGUGUGUAUGUCUGAAGUCUGGGAAAUGCCGAGCCAUGCAGCCACAGGGGAGCCGGCUGGGAUCUGAGCUGUGGAGGGAGCAGACUCUGGAGGGCCGGCAGAGCCUGGCUCCAGCAGGGACAAGGCAGCUCUCCUUGGGGACAAGAGCUGGCAGGUACCUCCCAGAGAUGAACAGGCGGAGAGGAUGGCGGCCCUCAGAAAUAGCUUGAGCCCCAGUGGAAGAAGGAAUGAAAGCAGAGCUUGGUUUUCAGGGCGUGUGCCAAUGGCCGAGGUGACUGUGUGAUUUGUAAGUGAAUGAGCUUAGGUCUUACUAAGUAAGGAAGCCCCCGACCUCCAUUGAGAGCAGGGCCCUGCCCGGAUUGUUUCCUUUGAAGUGCUCCUGAUGGUCCUUGGGCAGAAGCACCGUGCUGGUAACACUCAGCGAGGCUGCGCUGGCAGCCCCUGGCGGGUCCACGCAGGGCACCUCGUUGAUCUGAUUUAGGCUCCACCUCAGCCCCAGCGGCUCUGUCCUGUGCUGUCCUCACAGUUAUUUGCGCACCCACCGGGCCCUGCUGGACAGCACCCCGCGGCACUACUUAACGCUUCCUGAGUGAUUGCGUUCUGUAGUCUUGGGGACAGGUUUCUCUCUCCCUUUCUUUUCUCUUUCAAAUCAAAACCGCAAGUCCUGAGGCUAACAACCUGCGACUGGCUAAGCUUCGCCUGCUGGCAGGGCUGGGGCCUGCAGGCCCCUGGAGGGGGCGGCCUUGGCAGGGAGAUGGCCUCUCCCAGCCGCCCCGGGGCCAGGCUGGCCCCUCUGGGCUUCCAGGGAAGCUCCAUCCACCCGUUUUCAAAGACUUCAAACCAUCCUUCUUCCUAUGGGGCCUCCUGUCAGGGCCACACCAGGGAAGGCUAUUUUCUAUUCUGGGGGGUUGUUGUAAUUUAAAUGAUUGUUUUAAUAAAAAUUCUAAGUUGUAAAAAGUU